Molecule: messenger RNA, 3797 nt
Organism: Chinchilla lanigera (long-tailed chinchilla)
Lineage: Eukaryota; Metazoa; Chordata; Mammalia; Rodentia; Chinchillidae
Gene: Angel2
Product: angel homolog 2 (Drosophila)
Exons: 8
Coding region: 1060-2706 (548 amino acids)
Biological process (GO): 3'-UTR-mediated mRNA stabilization
Molecular function (GO): mRNA 3'-UTR binding; 3'-5'-RNA exonuclease activity
Source: RefSeq, a predicted model, not a curated record
UCUGUCGUAUUUGCUAGUUGUACAUUUCAAUAUGGUAGUCGAAGUUUCACAUUUCGGUGUGGUAGCUUAUUGGGAUAGAAAAGGCACGGACCGUGAGCUCAAAGCCCGAUGGCAUUCAGAAUGGUCACAAAGCAGGACAGAGUGCCCAUGUCAUGCCUUUAAAGGAUAACGAUUACAUUGUUUUUAGAGAACCGUUUGAGCCCAAAGUGCAAAGAAAUUAAAAAAAAAAAUUAAACGCUGUCAGAAUGAAAAAUAAUACGGAAAAGUCAGAGAACAGUAUUUGCAAUUUAACACAAUCCUGUCAGUGAUAGAAAUGGACAUUAUCGACACCAUUUGGAGAUGUAAUGAAUUCCAGAGGAGAGGUUAGGAAAUCCUUCUCUGAGUCCUCACAUUUUGCCAAAAUAGUAGCUGGAAAUGGCGCUUCAGUGGCAGUGUUUGUGACAGCCUGGUAGCCACAUAGCCAUUAAAAAGAAUCUUAGCACUAUUCUGGAGGUACUUUGGAUGCUAGGUAAAUUGAUGGUGUUGGAUGUGGAGUGUUAAAUUCCUAGUAAGUAAUCCCUACCCUCUUUCAUUACCCUAAGAAGAAAUAUGCUUUAAGAAAGAAGCGUCCACCCAAUGGUUAAAAAGGGAAGUAGUUCUCAGAAGUUGUGAUAGACUUUGUCUUGUUACAAGUGUUAGGGGAAAAUCUAAUCUUAGAAGAAGAAAACGGUUCAGAAACAUUUUUAUUGCCGACCCGGGUUAGAGGAGAGAUUUGCUUUCAUUUCAGCCUGGUGUGUGUUCCACAUUUAAGUGUUGUGUUUGCUGUGGAUUAUAGUUUUCCAUGGAGUUUUGGUGCUACAAAGCUACUGUGAAUACUUGUUGGAUGGUUGGUUAACAUCUCCGCGGGGCUGUGGACAUUCUGAGGAGUAGGUGGCGUUUGGGAGCUUUGGAGGCAUUUUCCUGUAGAGUAUUUAGAAUACCAUUUAGUGUUUAGGGGGAGAGGAUUGAGUGGUUUCCCUUGGUCCGUCGGAGAUUUCGAAGUCAGAUUUUGAAGUAUCAGAGUUCUCUUCCCUCGAGGAAAUGGAUCUAGAUUUUGUGUACUAUAGUUGGACCAAAAGUGGUGCCUCAAGGAGUGUAUUUAUUUCUUUUAGAUACUCUAUGUUUCCCCAUCACCCCAAGAGUCUGGGCGGAGAUUGGACUACACCGUGGGAGAAUCUGCAGCGGUGUUGCUGGAACAGACAUAUUUCUAGUUGUAUGAGGUGGCCGGGACACUACUCUCGGGCUCCCUACCCGUACUUCAGUAGCAGGCAUUUCUCACUGAAGUGGAGGCCACCUUGUUUGUUUGCGUCUAGCACGCAGUUUCCAUACUGUAACUGGAGAGCUGACCACCUGAACCAGACAUCCUUGAUUCAUCUGUCUAGUUACGUCAUGAACGCAGAGGGAGAUGAGCCUUCGUCAAAGCGAAGAAAACACCAAGGCAUGAUAAAAAGGAACUGGGAAUAUGUAUGUAACCAUAAUAAAGAAAAUGCCAAGAUCCUGGGUGACAAAAAUGUCAAUCCUGAAUGUGAAGACAGUGAGAACAAGUUUGACUUUUCAGUGAUGUCCUACAAUAUACUGUCACAGGAUUUGUUGGAAGAUAAUUCGCACCUUUACAGACACUGCCGACGGCCAGUAUUACACUGGAGUUUUAGGUUUCCCAAUAUUCUAAAAGAAAUUAAACACUUUGAUGCGGAUGUACUUUGUCUGCAAGAAGUUCAAGAAGAUCAUUAUGGAAAAGAAAUCAGGCCAAGUCUGGAAUCGCUGGGUUAUCACUGCGAAUAUAAGAUGCGCACAGGAAGGAAACCCGAUGGCUGUGCCAUUUGCUUCAAACAUUCCAAGUUUUCACUCUUAUCAGUGAACCCAGUGGAAUUCUACCGCCGUGAUAUCCCUCUCUUGGACAGAGACAAUAUUGGAUUAGUUUUACUCUUGCAGCCCAAAAUACCCUGUGCUGACUCGCCUGCGAUCUGUGUAGCUAAUACACACUUGUUGUACAACCCAAGGCGAGGUGAUAUUAAGCUGACCCAGUUGGCAAUGCUGCUGGCAGAGAUUUCCAGUGUUGCUCACCAGAAAGAUGGCAGUUUCUGUCCCAUUGUUAUGUGUGGUGACUUUAACUCUGUUCCUGGUUCUCCACUCUAUAGUUUCAUAAAGGAAGGAAGGUUGAAUUAUGAAGGACUUGCUAUAGGAAAGGUAUCUGGCCAAGAACAGUCUUCACGGGGACAAAGAAUUUUAUCUAUUCCAAUUUGGCCCCCAAACCUAGGUAUCUCACAGAACUGUGUGUAUGAGGUACAGCAGGUACCAAAAGUAGAAAAGUCAGAUGGUGACCUGACACAAACACAGCUGGAGAAAACAGAGGUUCUAGUCACAGCUGAAAAAUUAUCUUCAAGUUUACAACACCAUUUCAGCUUGUCCUCUGUUUACUCACAUUACUUUCCUGACACUGGAAUUCCAGAAGUGACCACCUGUCAUUCCCGAAGUGCCAUAACUGUGGAUUAUAUUUUCUACUCUGCAGAAAAGGAAGACGGUGCUGGGCACCCAGGAGCUGAAGUUGCUUUGGCUGGUGGCUUGAAACUUCUGGCUAGACUGUCGCUUCUCACAGAGGAGGACUUAUGGACUGUUAACGGACUUCCAAACGAAAAUAACUCUUCAGAUCAUCUGCCUCUGUUGGCUAAAUUCAGACUUGAGCUCUGACUCUUUGGUUGUGUACAUAAUUUUUUUCCAAUUUAUGUGCUUUUUCAACACAUGUAAAGUUCAGUGUUUGCAUGUUGUUUAUUUUUGUGCUAUGGAGUAACAGAUACCAGAAGAAACAAGUUUAUAAUCAUUUUCUUUUUUAACAAUGAAAAAUAUUUUCCAGACAAGAUCUAAAUACUCUUUAUUGUAAAAGAGGUGUAAAUAUUUUUUAUUCUAAUUCUAGUAAAAUUGAUAGUGGUUUUUAAAUGUGGCGUAUCUUCUUAGUCUGCUUAGUGAAGAAUUUCACUUCAUGUUUUUGGCAAGCUUUAUAGUGGCUCCAGACUGUGUGGGUUCUUGCAAACCACAGGUUGGUUCCUCUCUGCGAGGCCUGGUCUCUUUGGGGAAGCCCUUUGUGGAGUCCUAAUUAGUUCACCUAAGAAACCACUGGGUCAUCUACCAGUGUCAAUCAUCUUCGUAUCUGAAGGGGCUGGAUAGUGCUUUCUAAACUAGGCAGAAAACUUGCUCCGUCUUAUUCCAUGGACACGUGUACAGCUGGUUGAGAAAAUGUUUGGGAAAUGUGGGCUGCUGUACCUGGUAAGAGCAUAAACCCUUCGCAUAUGCCUGCUCUUUCCACCUCAGAGAAGCAGAGACGGGGGCUCUGCCUGUUUUUCUAGCAUUGUUUUUUGUGUGUUUGUUUUUCUUUCUCUUUUUUAAAUUAGUUGGAAGAAUAGAUGCCUGGGCUGAGGAAGACAUUUACUUUACUGAACCUGUAGACAUUUGUCUGAAUUCUGUAGACAUUUGUUUUCAUUAUGACAAUUGUCAUUGGAACAAAGUGGCAGCUAUGAGAUUAUUUUUGGUGUGGCUCAGGAACAUGAAGAAGUUGUGAAGCUCUCCUGGGGAAAUACUAACCUGUGUCCAAGUGCUCUUUCAGGAGUCCUUUUAACUAUGUAAGGGUUUUUCCUUUUUCUCUCUUUGUUUUGUUUCAUAAUGACACACCAGGGUGAGGUGGUGCUAACACUUUUUAUGAGGUGGUUGGUUAUGAGCAGGUUUAAUAUAAAGCCUGUAGUCAAUUCUAGAGAAAUGUUUGAAUAAACAUUUUUGAAACAAAGUAA